CCCCUGCCAAUGCCCAGAUCGUGCACUCGGGGCAGGCGUGUGUGGUGAAGGAGGACAACAUUAGCGAGAGGAUCUACACCAUCCGGGAGGGAGCCACUCUAGUGCUUCAAUGCCUCGUGAAAGGCCAUCCACGACCACAGGUGCGGUGGACCAAGACGGCCGGCAGCGCCUCGGAGAAGUUCCAGGAGACGUUCAUCUUCAACGAGACGCUGCGUAUCACGAACAUCACCCGCAUGCAGGGCGGCCGCUACUACUGCAAGGCGGAGAACGGCAUCGGGGUGGCUGCCAUCAAGUCCAUCCGUGUAGACGUGCAGUGUAAGUGACAGGGGCUGCUGAGAUCCACCCACUUCCCACUUGCCUCAUUCCAACAGCAGGGCAGGAUAGCACGGCAACACGACAGAGA
Messenger RNA from Clupea harengus (Atlantic herring), 403 nucleotides. Its product is annotated as MAM domain-containing glycosylphosphatidylinositol anchor protein 1-like. Gene Ontology annotation, molecular function: axon guidance receptor activity. Gene Ontology annotation, cellular component: neuronal cell body; axon; plasma membrane. The record is from RefSeq and is a predicted model, not a curated record. Gene Ontology annotation, biological process: synapse organization; homophilic cell-cell adhesion. Lineage: Eukaryota; Metazoa; Chordata; Actinopteri; Clupeiformes; Clupeidae.